This is a messenger RNA of Cygnus atratus (black swan), 447 nucleotides long. RefSeq names its product neuropeptide W (gene NPW). NCBI's taxonomy places the organism in Eukaryota, Metazoa, Chordata, Aves, Anseriformes, Anatidae. Bases 1 to 447 code for a protein of 148 amino acids. Gene Ontology annotation, biological process: G protein-coupled receptor signaling pathway; feeding behavior. The record is from RefSeq and is a predicted model, not a curated record. The transcript has 2 exons. Gene Ontology annotation, molecular function: G protein-coupled receptor binding.
AUGGCGAGGGGGCGGCUGUCGGGGGGCGCCUGGGGGGCCCUGGUGCUGCUGGGGCUGAUGCUGCCGGCGGCCCCGCCGGCCGGCGCUUGGUACAAGCACGUCGCCAGCCCCCGGUACCACACGGUGGGGAGAGCCUCGGGGCUGCUCAUGGGCGUCCGCCGCUCCCCGUACCUCUGGCGCCGGGAGCUGCCGCCCGAGCCCCCCCGCCGGCCCGGGGGUCCCGCGCCCGCCGCCCCCCGGCCCCCGGGCCGCCCCGACGGAGGGUCCCCGCCGCCCGCCCCCCCCCCGCCGCCGCCGCCGCCGCAUCCCGGUCCCGGCCGCCUCCUGCAGCGCCUGCUCCGGCGGGGCUGGGGCUGGGGGGGGCCCCGGCCGGCCCCCGCCCGGCCGCCGCCCGCCGCCCGCGGAGCUCAGCCUCUCCCAAUUGAAGACGUGGCUCUGCUCCGCUGA